Messenger RNA from Sphaerulina musiva SO2202, 12283 nucleotides. RefSeq lists its product as uncharacterized. The record is from RefSeq and is a predicted model, not a curated record. Gene Ontology annotation, molecular function: ubiquitin-protein transferase activity. Gene Ontology annotation, biological process: proteasome-mediated ubiquitin-dependent protein catabolic process; positive regulation of protein catabolic process; protein polyubiquitination. The coding region runs from base 157 to 12033 and encodes 3958 amino acids. NCBI's taxonomy places the organism in Eukaryota, Fungi, Ascomycota, Dothideomycetes, Mycosphaerellales, Mycosphaerellaceae. The transcript has 2 exons.
CUUCCAGCGAAUAUCCGCGCACUUCAUGCUUUCUGGACUCUACCCACUCACAUACACCCACUUCUGGUGAGGACCACAACCUUUGCCUAGGCAGCCGCAAGACGGCAAGAUUCAGCUGCGAGUGGUCGGUCCGCGUGUUUCGCGGCGCCUGGCGCUAUGGGGAGGAUCAAGAAGGUCGCUACUGAGCGGCACACUGCCACGCUCUCGCCGUUUGUUGAUGACUUUGUCAAGCACUCCACCGAGUUGCCGCUUCAUCAACUACCUGCACACCUCGAGGCAUUUCCACAGCACUGGCCAUUGCCGAGAGGCGACCUGUAUCACUGGAUUCCCCUGCUGGAUCGAUUUGAUCAUGUCCUAGAGUUGUUCAAUAAAGAGUAUGCGCUCAACAAUGGUCCUCAGACACAACCGUUCGAGAGGCGGCUGUUGGAGAAGGGUGAUGCUGAAGAGAACAUGCCGUAUCCCGCCGUUGGUGGCCAGACACAUGAACUCGAUGCAGCUGGCUACUCGUCAGAGGGCGAUCGGGAGCUGGUGGAAGCGGUGCUCCGCUUUACACGACUGUUGCUGGAGCACUGUGGCAAUCGCAGCUUGUACGCCAGUAGCACCCAUAUCAACGACUUGCUCCACACAACCUCAUUGAGCUUGCUCCAGCUGUGCUUAAGACUUGGUCUGCGGCUUGCGCAGCGAUAUCAGGUUGCUCGGUAUAAGAAUCACAACCCAACGCAUCAAGCGGUGCUCCUUGCCAACCACUACAACAUCAACAUCGACAAUUUGCACAAGAUCGCAAUGCCGUUCCCCAAACCGCACAGUGCAGCGAGUAGCUCGGCAUCAACGCCUGCCAAAGCAAAGGACAAAGCGACGCAGGCCCCUUCCUUCGUCCCAGCAGAUCUGAUUUCCAUUGCUAAAGAUCCGUUACCAGUGACUGUUCGCAAAGAAAUCUCAGCCGUGACGAUCAGCUAUUAUGAGCAGACGCAGCCCGCAGCGCCUUCUGGGCCCCUGUCGCAACCGAAUGAUACGGUGCCCACAACACCCACACCAGCGAGACGGACGUCUAACUUAGGACCCUCACGCGAUCGACCAGCAACGGGCGACAGGCUUCCCUCGAGCGACGACGCAUCUGCCAUGGUCAGCAAAGGUCGUGAUAAUGAAGGAUCCUCAUCGACGGCGCCCAAAUUGUUCCAGAUUCCGUCCACCAGAGUUGCACAGUCUCCGGCGUGGGCAUUGGUUAGAGAUUCCAUACCCAGCGUUCCGAAUGAAUUGCGAUACGAACUGCUCAAUCGCAUCCGCAUUGCCAAAGCAUUUUCUUCCUCAGAUAUCAGUGCUCAGGAGAUACUCGAGCUUCGGUUACUUGCUAUUGCGAAUCUAGCAUAUGCUCUCAGCGAGGGCAAGUUUCAAGAUCGAGUAGGCCUUGCCGACGCCGAGGAGCCGAGAAGAUUCCACCUUGCUCAGCAGUUGUGCGAUUUGUUACAGCCUGCCGCAAAUGGUCAGACAGCCUUGACACUGCAGACAGAGACCACGGUUGUCAUGACCUUGGAGGCGCUGACCAAGACUCGGCACAAAGUGUCUGAAGUGGCAGACGCUCUUGCCAUCUCCGUCAACCAUGGCGUCUUGUACUAUGAGCUGCGUAAGGUUGUGGCUACCUUAGCUGAGCAGCAGAGCGUUGACAAGGCGGCCGAGCUCGAUGAGAGCAAGUGGCGUGAUGCGGUUUUCGAUCUGGUCAAUAGUCUGCUUCAGUCCAACGCGCAAGCUCGAUACGGAGAGAAGAUGGUGGCCGCUGGGAUCAUGGGCAUAUUGGCAGAAGCACUCACCCUGCGCACCUCGCGUUCCGAGCGUUUCUACGAACGCAUAUUGCAGUUUUUCGACAGUUUCAUACACGGCAUAGCCAGCGCCUUUCAGACCCUGGCCGACAUCAAGGGUCUCGAUACCAUUGCCGAUCUGACUGCCUUCCAGGUGGAAACAGCACUCCAGCAUGCGAGUAGCGGUAAUGGGCUCCCACAGGCGCACAAAUCCAAAGUGGUCGACUACGACAUUCCGUUCUACCAGCAAUCUACCCUUCGCCAGGUCUUCAAGAACACUGUGCACAUGUUCGAACACAACACAGGUGGCCAUGAUCGCUUAUUGAGAAAUCUGAUUGACACCCCGCAGGUUCUUGGUGCUUUGCGCAGCGUGAUCGAGAACUCGGCGAUCUUCGGUGCGAAUGUAUGGAGCGGCGCGGUCAACAUUGUCAGCAGCUUUAUACACAAUGAGCCCACGAGUUAUCAGGUGAUUGGCGAAGCUGGUCUCAGCAGGAGCUUUCUAGAGUCUAUCACCGGUCAGAAGAUUCCUGAAAACUUGCCAUCGCCCGGCGAGAUCGUGGCUGCGUCCGAGACCGCUAGCAUUGUGGCAGACGGCUCUGGUCAUAUACUUUCUCCCUCGAUUGCUGAGAUUCUCCCCGUUGGAGAAGUUUUAUGCGAUGUGCCAACGGCCUUUGGAGCAAUUUGCUUGAACGAGAAUGGUAUGCAGCUUUUCCAGGCAUCCGGAGCGCUCGUCAAGUACUUUGGCAUAUUUCAUUCACCGACACAUGUGCGUGCGAUGGAGGACGAAGGCCAAACUGCUACCACGAUUGGACACUCGUUCGAUGAAUUGGCGCGGCACCAUCCUCGACUCAAGGCUCAAAUAAUGUCAGCCGUAUUCAACAUGCUCAAGCGUGUCAAAGAGCUUACCGCCAUCUUGUCGCAAGCAAAGCACGCGGGCGCCAAGCUAUGGGAGAAUGUCGACGGCAAACUAGUUGUCUCUGGCGGUAGUGCUGCACUCACACCUGCCCUUCCAAGGUCCGUAGAACAGGUUGCGUCGAGCGAUACGAUCGAAGAUGAUGGCACUGAAGACGAGCGAGAGCGUGCGCCCGCCAUACCCUAUCUCAGCGCAGCCUUCAAAUUCCUGGAAGGAUUUUUCCACAACAACAGCAUGUGCAGCUUGUUCUGCGAAGAAUCGGGCGCCGAACUCCUCCUCGACCUUGCUAUGAGUCCGAGCAACCCGUAUGAUAUGGUUGCAUUUCCCCUUUUCAGCAAAAUCGCUCAAGUUCUUAAGACGAUGUGUGAAGCCAAGGCUGCAUUGGUGUUGCCGAGCAUUAUCAGAAGGACUCAGCAAGCCACCAGUAGCCUCAAGCCCUUUGCCAACAUCGACACUAGGACAUGCUCCUUCUCAGGAUUCCUGGAUGUCUCACGGCCCAGAACAUCAGCUUUGCCGGAAGGCGUGGAUGGAACCACGAUCGUCAAAGCUCUGCUCUCCACGCACAUGCUGACUCACAUUUUGGGUCGCACCAUGGCACCCCCUCCGUACACUUUGCGACAUGGUAGUCAAAAUAAUCACCUCUUCAGCAGUCUCAACUUCACGGAUGUCUAUCUUGAACUUGUGGAUGACCUCAGCAAAUUACAUGCAGCCUGUAGCUGGGAGGGUCUGCUUAUGCUACGUGACAUGUCCGAUCAAGUCAUGAGCAAGACAGAGCCUCGUGCGUUCAACAUGCGUCGAAUUGACGCGAACGGACACGUCGAGCUCGCAGUCGAUCGCAAUGAUUCUGCACGCUAUGGUCUCAACACGUCCGCCGACCCCGUGCCCAAGGAAGGCCAAUCGCGCGAGUCUGUCCUUGGCAUGAAGAAUUCCCGUACCAUCCGGUACCUCCUGAGUCAAGUACCGAUGGGCAUUGAAUCAUUCUACCACUCCCUCGGCCAGGCCAUCGUGACGAAGCGAAGCGAAACAAUUGUCAGGCAGCACGCCAUUCUCGUCGCAGAACAGCUUGCCCAAGCCAUUAUUUGGGAGAUCGACUUCAGGCGCAACGAGCGCCACGAAGAGAUCCUGGAAACAAAGUACAUCUGCCAAGUGCUGAAGAUGAUUGGUCGUAUGCUUCUUCGAAAUUCGUAUUCCAUGGAGGCUUUCGGUACCAAAGAGGCUCUGACACUGGUCAUGACGAAAUUUUACAGUGCGGGCGGGUUUGAAAAGCUGAAUGGUUACCUGGAUCGGUUUGUGCAGCUGCUUGUCAAGCAGUCCGAGAAGGACAAAGUGGAUGCUUCGGUCAAGGAUGCUAUUGCGGCCAUAUUGACCUUCUAUGGCCAGAUUGUGCGCCCCAAAUGUAUCACUGAGGCUGGUCAAUCCUCCAUCAUUGCUCUCAGAGACCGUACUCAGCCAGAUUAUUUCCAGCCUGGACAGUUUCUCGUCGAGGUGCGGCGUGCAAUCUUACCAGCAGUCAGCAAGAUUUGGCACUCUGACCAGAUUGACUCACUCAGCAAAGCAAAUGUCGAGUCCAUAAUCAGUAUUCUGCGACUCGUUCUGAAGGCUGAAGGCGAAGAGCGUGCUAUCAGGCGCUCUGAAAAUGUGAGCAGGCGUGUACUGGCCCACAGGCCUGAAUUCAAGCUUUUUGGCACCCAACACCUCGGCGCAUUGACAGAAGCAGGCUUCGACGUCGUCCUUAGCCGUGAAGCACUGUAUCGUUGCUGCAACAGCCAACACCUCGCAGAGGCAUACUGUAAACUGAGACAAAAGGAUUCUCUCGUUCCACGCUUCCCAAUUCCCGAAGGAGAGUCUGCGGCAGGAGGCGAUACUACCAAUCGGCGCCCACAGUCUGACGCUCAGACACAAACUUCGACGACACAAGGAGAUGCUGGCAGCAGUGUCAAUACGGACGAUGACCAUAGUCGAAGCAGCAUCCACACUGACGCGCUUACAAUGGAUGUGGAUGGCAACUCGCGCCUUGUCCUCUCCUCCGACGAUAAUACCUCAGAAGACGACUUUGGGACGCUGGGUCGUAUCCCCGACGAUAUGCAAUUGGACACGAGUGAUCUCGUCGCGGCCAUUGGCAACCCUGCAGCACUCAGUAUACUACAACCCAUGAAUGCACCUGGUCCAGGACUGCCGGCCGAGGACAGUCAUCAGCCUUUCGUCACGAUCGAUGAUCUCAACGACGAUCGUGAUGAACUACGUCAAAACCUCAUAGACCAAUGUCUCAAUGUGCUCAGUACACAAGAUGGUAUCACCUUUGAGCUGGCCGAUCUGAUUCAAGCUGCGGUAGCCAAAGCUGGCGACGGCGCGAACCCUCGAGCUGACAUUGGUACCACAUUGGUGUCUUCAUUGCUGUCCUUGCAGGGUGAGGAACCCAGUGCUGACUCUGGGAAGAAGAUACAUGCAUACGCUCACCUGGUCGCGCUCAUCCUUCAGGACCGUGACUUCUUCGACUCCACAUUGGAUGAGCUCAAAGAGAGUUUCGACAGUCUGGUUAAGUGGGUACUGCUGGAACCCGAGCAGAAGCCAGAAGACGCUCCCUGGAUUGAGAUGAUUCUCCUUAUCAUCGAACGUGUGCUUGCAGAGGAUGAACAGCCCAUGGAAGUUGCGUGGGUCCCGCCGCCGAGCGAUGAGCCUUUGAAACCUUUGCCUACGAUCACCCGGCCAGAUCCCGUAGUCUCGUCGGAAUUGCGCACACAGCUUUUCGAUGCUCUCGAAGGGCUCCUACCGAAGGUGGGUAAGCACAAGUCGUUGGCAUUGUCAGUAUGCCGAGUGCUUGUCGUCUUGACGCGCAGCCGAGACCUGGCCAUGCGAUUGAGUGCCAAACAGACUCUGGGGAAGCUCUUCCUCAUGGUGAGACAACUCGGGGCACCUCUUGACGACAAGCUGCAAGCCUCUUUCCUGUUAAUUCUGCGACAUAUUGUCGAAGAUGAUCAGACCGUUCGUCAGAUCAUGAGAGCCGAAAUCAAGGUGGCAUUCGACAAUCAUCGCUCGAGCCGAGCCAUGGAUACAUCGUCGUAUACUCGCAAUCUCUAUCACUUGGCGAUUCGCAACCCAGAUGCUUUCGUAGACGUGACGCAGGAGAUGCUCGAAAUCACACGCUACGAUGGAAAUCCCCACCGUGGGCAGCAGCUCGGUCUGAAGAGGCCAGCAGAGCCCGAGCCCGAACCUCCACGGUCAAUUCCAGCAUCUGCAGGAUCUGAGAUGAUUGCCCCAGUUGCUGACGGUCAAAAGGCCACAGAAGUGAAGAUGCCCAGCGUGGAGGGCUCAGAUGGUAUUGUGCAGUUUUUGUUGCGCGAGUUGUCUUCCUACAGAGAAGUUGCAGAUCCAGUAUCUGGUAGAGAGCCCCAACAAGAUCUGUCGGGAUCCGAAACUGCGACCGUUGACAUCGAGAUGGCUGAUGUCUCUCCAGCAAUCGCAAACUUCACGGCACUGCCAAAGCCACUCGACGCGAAGAGUGAGAAGCCCCCAUUUAGGGCAGAGGAACACACGAUCUACAUUUAUCGCUGCUUCCUUCUGCAAUGUUUGGCUGAGCUUGUGGCGUGCUACAAUCGCUCGAAGCUCGAGUUUAUUAAUUUCUCGCGCAAGUCGGAUGCUCAGCCGGCAACACCAUCCAAGCCACGUUCUGGCACGCUCAACUACCUCCUGAAUGUGCUUCUACCUGUGGGCACGCUCGAACAUCGGGACGAUGUCGUACAUCGCAAGAGAGCUGCGACAUCCAACUGGACCAUCAAUGUUCUCGUGUCAUUGUGUACAAAGACGCAAGAGCGGCAAGCAAGUGGUCUGCCUUCCUUCGAUUCGAUCGAAUUCGAGAAACAGGAACCGGAGCUCACAUACGUGCGCAAAUUUGUCCUCGAGCACGCCUUGCGUUCGUUCAGAGAGGCCACUGCGUCUUCUGAACCGCUUGACCAACGCUACUCGCGCCUGCUGUCGCUGGGCGAACUAUUCAACCGCAUUCUCAAUGGCAAGGUGGAUCUGCAGAGAUCUAACGUUGUCGCUGCUGGAACAUUUUCUGCUCAUCAACAGAUAGGGCGAUUGAUGUAUGAGAAGAACUUCAUCGGUGCUUUCACGUCGGCGAUAGCAGAGCUUGACCUCAACUUCCCCCAUGCAAAGCGUGCUGUGAAGUACAUCUUGGGCCCUUUGAAGCAACUCACGGAGCUGGGCGUCACUCUCAGCCAAAGCCCAGAUGCUUCCUCCACCGAUCCUCGCACCAGUACUGACGAGGACGAGAUCUCGUCCGCCACAUCAGUCUCUGACGAUAAUGAGGAGCGUGAACAGACGCCAGACCUCCUUCGCAACACGACCUUGGGCGAAGAUGAUGACGAGUCUGACGAUGAGGAGGAUGAUGAGGACGAUGGCAUUGACUAUGACGAAUAUGACGAGGAAAUGGAUUACGACGAGGAGGAGAUGCCUGAGCAUGGAGACGUCGUCAGCGACGAGGACGAAGAUGGUCUCGGAGACUUGGGCGACAUUGAAGGUCGACCAGGGGACAUCGAUAUGGACAUGGAUGCCAUGGAAGAAGAUGAUGAUGACGAAGAAGAUUCGGACGACUCUGACGAUGAAGACGACCAAGAAGACGAUGAUGAGAUGGGUGAUGACUACGAUCACGCCCAUCUCGAAGAGGUCACUGGAGACGACGAGAAUGCCAGCCUGGACGAACACGACGCCGAUGAAUGGGAGGAGGAAGGCAUGGUGUUCGAACCACGCGACAUGGUCGUAGAUGGCGUAGAUGGCGGCUCUCCUCAUGGAGGUGCACUCGAGCACCUUGAGCACGUGCUCGGUGCUGACGACCCAUCGGAUCUGGGCGACCACGAUCACGGCCACCUGGUCAGAAUCGACAUGGGCGACGGGGAGGAAGAGUUCUUUGAUGACGAAGUCGCUCCGGAGGACGACGAAGACGAAGAAGAGGCUGAUUAUGGAGCGGAUAUCGUCUACGAUGAUGGCGAAGACGCUGAUGGAGGGUGGGCAUGGGACAUCCAGCCGGCUGCCGCAGUGCUACGUGGCGCACCUCAUCAUCACCACCAUCAUCAUGGUCACCUCCCUCGGGGUGGAUUCACCGAGAUGUUUGGGAUGAUGAACGACCCUUUGCGUCCGAUGGGCAUCAGAUCUCAUCGCUCCACGCCUAACGCGCGUGACGAAGAAGGAAUUAACCCUCUACUUCAGAGAUCUAACAGUUCGCGAGCGGAGCGAGAUGGGCUCGAGGUAACAGCUGGUCGAGUGGGUGCACGUCGCACAUUCCUACCGCGUGCAGGCCCGGAAGCUAUCCUUCAGGAGCUGGUUGCCACGGUGGGCCCAAAUGUCGGUGGACAUGGAAUCAUCAACGUCAACAUGGACGGUGCAGCCUUGCCGGGCCUUGAAGGCCUUGCGCCCACAUUCACAGUGCACACGAGAACAGGCGCGCACGCUAUGAUCGACAUUGAUCCUGCCCGCCCUCUGCGCGAGCAGUUUGGCACACUAGCAGACGGUCGGCGGUGGGCAGAGAUAAUUCCCGGUGGGCACCUGCCCGAGCGCGGCAGUACUGGCAACGAAGAAGCUCAGGCUGUAGAGUGCCGGCUCGGCUCUACUGCCAGUCGGUGGCAAGAAGAAGCUCGUAUGCUGUUCCCUGGGAAGUUCCACGAGAAAGCACUUCGUUUGAUCAACAUGCUUCUUCGCACCUUGGUACCAGCUGCUAUGGAAGCUAAGAGAAUUCGGGACAAGGAAGAAGCGGAGCGCAAGGCUGCCGCGCUGAAGGCCGAACAAGAAGCCCGCGUGAAGGCCGAGGCUGAGCAGGCGGAGAAAGACGCGCGAGAGAAGAGAGAGCGCGAGGAACGAGAAGCUCAUGAGCGUGCUGAACAAGAGGCGAGGGCUCGCGCGCAAGCUGAGCAAGCUGCCGCCGCUGACGAAGCCACCGAGUCCAGCGGGAUGGAAGGUAUCGAACAAGGCCAAGACGACUCAACAGACGAGACGCAACCUCAGCCUGAAACGGGUUCCACCGAAUCUGCACGAACAGGGCCACGGAUUACCAUUAGCCUUCGUGGCCGUGAGCUCGAUAUCACUACUCUCGGGAUCGAUCGCGAGUAUAUUGAAGCUCUGCCAGAGGAUAUGAGAGAAGAGGUCAUCAUGGCGCAAUUCGCCGAGCAGCGUUCACAGGCUGUCCAGUCUGGAGAGCCGCAGAGUGAAAUCAGCCGAGAGUUCCUCGAAGCUCUUCCCCCGGACAUCCAGCAAGAGCUUCUGAGAUCAGAGCAGUUCGAGCGUCGCCGUCGCGAGCGGGACGAGGAACGUCGCCGGAGAGCCCAAGAGGGCGGUCAGCCAGCGGCUGCAGCGCAACCUGACGACAUCAAUACCGCUGACUUUAUGGCCACCCUCGACCCUGGUCUUCGUCAGGCAGUUCUGUUGGAUUCCGACGAGACUGUCAUCGCAGCACUUCCCGAGGCCAUCCAGGCUGAAGCCCGCGCAUUGUUCAGCGAUCGUCGACCGCGUGGAGAACCUGCAGGUAGGCUCGGCCGUACCAUGGAGGGCGCUGCUGCACGUGUCCUCAACGGACUUGGUGCUCCAGGGCGUGCAGAGGGCGCAGCUCGUGAGCCAAGUCGACCACGCCGACCAGUAGCCCAAAUGCUAGACAAGGCGGGUAUUGCCACGCUGUUGCGCCUGAUGUUUGUCUCUCUGAAUCACAAGGCGAAGAGUAAUUUACAUGGCAUUUUGUCAGAUGUCUGCAAGAAUACGCAAAACCGUGCAGAGGUCAUCAGCAUUCUGCUGUCCAUUCUGCAGGAUGGCACUGCCGAUUUGAACGCUGUUGAGCGUAGCUUUGCACAGUUGUCGCUCAGAGCCAAGCAGCCAACAGGACCAAAGACACCCCAGCCCUUGAAACGCAGUCUUACCGGACAACAAAGCUUUACGCCAACCACCGACUUGUCGCCGCUCAACAUUGUGCAGCAGUGCCUAGGCACACUCAACGCACUGGCCGGCGACAAUCCUCGUGUGCCAUCGUUCUUCCUGAGCGAGCAUGAGACCAUUGCAAGCCAGAAAGCGACGCCUGCAAAGAAAGGCAAAGGUCGAGAAACCAGAGCUGCCAAGUUCCCGCUCAAUGCCCUGCUGACGCUGCUUGACCGUAAGCUGAUAACCGAGAAUACUGCUGUAAUGGAGACGUUAGCGUCACUUCUCAGCCAGGUAACGCAGCCGCUCACGAUUUUAUUGCGCCGCGCAAAGGAGGCACAAGGCGCUGAGUCGACGGAACCCAGCCAGCCAGCAGUGCCCACCGAGCUUCAGGGCACUGCUACAAGUACAUCCGAUGUGGCGAUGCACGAAGCGCCUAUCAGUGACACUGCGAACGACGCGCACGACAAGCCCAUGACGCCGGUGGCCGACGCCGAUGCCAAGAAGAGGCAUCGCGACUUGGUGCCACCCGAGGUUCCUGAAGAGAACAUCGGCUUAGUCGUGAACAUACUCGCCGCUCGCGAGUGUCCUAGCAAGACUUUCAGUGAUACUCUCGACAUCAUUAAAAACUUGUCCGCCAUUCCAGGCGCGAAGUCAGUCUUUGGCAGGGAGCUCACAAGACAGGCGCAAGAGCUCGGCGACGCCCUGUUGGCUGACUUAGGAGAACUUGCUAAGCAGAUCAACCUUGCCGCGACCGGUACUGAUUUACAGGGCGUGGCUCUUGCAAGCUUUUCUUCUGCUGGCUCGAAGCAGAAGAAGCUCCUUCGUGUAUUGGUCGCGCUGGAUCACUUGUUCGACCCCAAACGCACGCCGCAGACUUCGAUCACGCUCGACUCUAGCACUGAACAAAAGCUCAAGGACGACAUCCUUGCCACCCUGUACCAGAGCUCUGCAUUCCAGAAGCUAUGGGAGAGUCUCAGCGUUUGUCUCACAGCUAUCCGCCAGCGCGGUAACAUGGUCAAUGUUGCUACCAUCCUGCUGCCGCUCAUUGAGUCCCUCAUGGUGAUGUGCCGCAACGGCGCACUGAAAGAAGCGCCCGCGACAGUCACAUCACCUGCCGAUGCUAACGUUGGCACACCGCCCCCUGGCACAAGCAUGGAGAACCUUUUCUUCACUUUCACCGAUGAGCAUCGCAAGAUCCUCAAUGAGCUCAUCCGCAAUAAUCCCAAGCUGAUGAACGGCAACUUGGCCGUGUUGGCCAGAAACUCGAAAGUGCUCGAAUUCGACAACAAGCGUGCUUACUUCAGCCGCAAGCUCCACGACCGCCGUACCGAGGCCCGUGUCUCUCAUCCGUCCUUGCAGCUGAACAUACGCCGAAAUCAGGUCUUCCUUGAUUCAUUCAAAUCCUUGUAUUACAAGACCGGGAACGAGAUCAAGUAUGGAAAGCUCAACAUUCGAUUCCAUGGAGAAGAAGGUGUAGAUGCUGGUGGUGUAUCGCGCGAGUGGUUUGCUGCUAUGGCACGACAGAUGUUCAACCCUGACUACGGUCUAUUCAAUCCUGUCGCUGCUGAUCGCACCACAUUCCACCCCAACACACACAGCGGGGUCAACGAUGAGCAUUUCAUGUUCUUCAAGUUUAUUGGCAGGAUCAUCGGCAAAGCACUCUACGAGAAUAGAGUGCUGGACUGCCAUUUCAGCAGAGCAGUGUACAGAAAGAUCCUGGGCAAGUCUGUGUCUCUCAAGGACAUGGAGUCACUCGAUCUCGAUUACUACAAGUCCCUGGUGUGGAUUCUGGAGAACGACAUCACAGACGUGACCUUCGAGACUUUCUCCAUCGAUCUCGAUAAGUUCGGUGUCACCGAAACCAUUGAUCUGAUUGAGGGCGGUCGUGAUAUCCCAGUCACUGAAGAGAAUAAGCAUGAAUACGUCCGCCACGUGGUAGAAUACCGCCUCAUCAAGUCUGUGCAAGAACAGCUGGACAACUUCCUUCAGGGAUUCCACGAAGUGAUUCCGGCUGAGCUGAUCUCCAUCUUCAAUGAACAGGAGCUGGAACUGCUCAUCUCUGGGCUCCCCGACAUUGAUGUUGAUGACUGGAAGAACAACACUGAAUACACCAACUACACGCCUACUUCCCCACAAGUGCAGUGGUUCUGGCGAGCGGUCCGCAGCUUCGACAAAGAGGAAAAGGCCAAGUUGCUGCAGUUCGUCACCGGCACCAGCAAGGUCCCACUGAAUGGCUUCAAGGAACUCGAAGGCAUGAAUGGCUUCUCACGAUUCGCGAUUCACCGUGACUACAGCAACAAGGAGAAGUUGCCGUCCAGUCACACUUGCUUUAAUCAACUCGACCUUCCAGAGUACGAUAGCUACGAGCACCUUCGACACCAGCUCUACACUGCCAUCACCGCAGGCAGUGAGUAUUUCGGCUUCGCAUAGAUGUAGUAUAGAUGAUUGCAGCAGCACAUGGGCGCCGGAGUUCAGGAGCCUCGAUCGAAAGAGGUCUAGCAGCAUUUGCAUGGCGCAGAUGGUUGCAUUGUUUUUUUUUUGUUUCUAAUUCGAGUGGCGGGUUGCUCGAAAUGGUGUCGAAUUGCAGGGUUUCGACCGGACUUUCAAACAGAAUGUAGCAACAGCAUAGCUCGUAGACAAGGUUGGAAGUGUACCGUUAUGGAUCUGUUCUCUUCUUCGG